Molecule: messenger RNA, 204 nt
Organism: Melampsora larici-populina 98AG31
Lineage: Eukaryota; Fungi; Basidiomycota; Pucciniomycetes; Pucciniales; Melampsoraceae
Exons: 2
Coding region: 1-204 (67 amino acids)
Source: RefSeq, a predicted model, not a curated record
AUGAAUGCUGUUAAAGCAAAAUUAAUCUCAGCAACAGACAAUCAACCUAAUAAAUUAGUUUAUAUUAAUCAAUCUUCUUCUAGAUCAUUUGGAUCUGAUGAUUGGAAAGUAUUGAGUUCUAAACUUUCUCAAUGGUCUGAUUCAAUUGAUAAUCUAAUUGAAGUUGUUGGUCAAAGUUUAAAUGAUGUGAAAUUGUUAGUGUGA